CCGUUAUUUUGCCUCAUUAUUCCCUAAUUACUAGCCAUUCCGAUACAUUUUUCCUUGUUCUACAGCCACCUCCAAACAUUGUACUGCCUAGGAAUUGCAAAAUACAUUUUUUUUUUUUUUCUUUCUGGUAGAUGGUCAUAAAAAUUCCAUACAUUUUUAGCGCAGUGAAUUGUUGCUAGUCACUGUGAAAAGGUUAAUUCCUGAGAGUCCCGCCUGAAUCAGUGUUGGGUAGUGGCUGCUUUAAUGGUGGUUCAAAAUUCCUUCCUUACGAUUCUCGGAAUUACGUAGAUGUAAUUGAAGUAAUAUAAGCGUUUUGAGUCCUGACAGUACCGCCUGAAUCAGUCAUAUGUUGGUUGGGUAGCAGCUGCUGUACUGGCGACUAUGUGUCCGUCAUGCAUGUCAUUGGUUUAUCAUGAGAGCAGAGCAGCACGGGGUGUUGGGGUGCUAGCAAGGUGAUGAGCUGCCAGUCCACGGUGCUGCAGGCGCCCGCUCUGGGAGGCGCCCCGCGUUGCCCAGCGACAUGUGGCAGGCAGGUCAGGGUAGUCGGUGUUCUGCGCCUGCGCUAAGGUGCCACCACCAUCUGGCACUCACUUCAAUAUAAUGGUAGGGACGCGGACUACCGGGCCAUACUGUACUGUGCCAACCUGCCCUCGCACACUCGGCCACGCCUGACCCACUCACGCGCCUGCCACGCUGCUGCACGACACUGACAGACGGCAAGCCUCUUCGCCGCCACUCGGGAGCUUCUUGGUGACGAUGACAGACUGAUGCAUCGCACACGUAGCACUGUUCCGGUCUGAGGCAGUUUAGGGUUAUAUCGUGAAGUGCUGUUUUGAGUAUUGUGAAAUUCGAAGGAAAACGAAUAACAGGGUACACGUUUCUGAAGCCUUUCUAAAUGUAUUGUCCUGGAGAAGUCCGCGAGAUUUUUGACCACGUGUGGUACAAUAGAGGUCAGCGCCAGCGCGGCCUCACUGCUUGACACGAAAAAAGUCGAAGAAGUUGAUUCAGUGCACCAGAUUCGAAAGUGUUUUUCUCAUCUGCGUUUGGCACAACAGGUUGACAGGAGCAAGGCAGCGGACCGUCCUCUGGCCGGUUUGACUUGGAGAAAAGCGACCACCCUCACUCCGCCAGCAUGAAAUGGAGCGCAGGGCUGAGCACAUGUAGCGGGGGUCAUGAGGACUCGGGGGACCUGCAGGACCGGAACAACAAUAACAAUAACUGCAAGAACAACAAGAACAUCACCAUGACCAGCGAGGACCUCCUGCAGCCCGGUCACGUGGUCAAGGAGCGAUGGAAAGUGGUUCGGAAGAUCGGUGGCGGCGGUUUUGGGGAGAUCUACGAGGGGCAGGAUCUGGUGACUCGCGAGCAGGUUGCCCUCAAGCUGGAGUCCGCCAAGCAGCCCAAGCAGGUCCUCAAAAUGGAGGUGGCAGUACUCAAAAAGCUUCAAGGUCGCGAGCACGUGUGUCGCUUCAUCGGUUGUGGCCGAAACGAGCGCUUCAACUAUGUGGUGAUGCAGCUUCAGGCCAAGAACCUCGCCGAGCUGCGCCGCGCCCAGCCCCGAGGAGCCUUCAGUCUUUCCACUGCGCUGCGCCUUGGCCACCAGAUCCUUCGUGCCAUAGAGGCCAUCCACGAGGUCGGCUUCCUGCACAGAGACAUCAAGCCGUCCAACUUCAGCAUGGGUCGCCUGCCUCACAACUGUAGAAAAACUUACAUGCUGGACUUUGGACUUGCCCGCCAGUACACCAAUGCAAAUGGAGAGGUGCGGACACCCAGGGCUGCAGCUGGGUUCAGAGGAACAGUAAGAUACGCCUCUAUGAAUGCCCACAAAAACAAGGAGAUGGGCCGCCACGAUGACCUGUGGUCCCUCUUCUACAUGGUUGUUGAGUUUGUGAAUGGUCAGCUGCCAUGGAGGAAGAUAAAGGACAAAGAACAGGUUGGUCUGAUGAAGGAGAAGUAUGACCACCGCCUCCUCAUCAAACACUUGCCAUCAGACUUCAAGCAAUUCCUUGAACACAUCCAAAAUUUGGACUACCAUGACAAACCUGACUAUGCCAUGCUGUCGGGACUGUUUGAGCGCUGCAUGAAGAGGCGGGGCAUCAAGGAAUCAGACCCCUUUGACUGGGAGAAGACCCCCACAGACAACUCCCUUGGAACCACGACUACCACCACUCAUGCUGUCAUCACCAAGCCACAGCAUGCUGACAGCCGCCUGGCAUAUGGCGGUGGCAUGACAGACAACAUGCUGGAUGACAAUGUGCUGGGCUCUGUUGACAAUCAAGAGAACGUUGAGGCACACCAUGAGCGGGAGCAUGAUCCACGCCGCCGCCGCCGCCGUGACACUGUCCUUCACCAGCCUCAGCCUAACAUUAACCAGCAACAGGUGGAGGCUAAGGAGCGGGUGCUGAACGAUAACAACGUCAAUGCCAACAUCAUCGCCAACAAUGAGAAGGACACCAACGAGGUGGAGAUGUCCCCCAAGAAGAGAAAGGUUGAAGAGUUUAACUGUGAGAAGGAAGGAGAAGGGGGAGGAGAGAAGGAGAAGGAGGGACGGCUAGAGUGUUCCACCGACUGGGACGGGGAUGCAGUCAUGGCGUCCAGGCAAGGCCACACGACCCCCAGGGGAGCUGGUGGUGAUGACAACAAGAACAGGAAGCCAUUGGCCGUCUUGCGUCUUUCCUCGGUGGACACAGCCGCUGAUGACGUGGACAUGAAUGUUGAACCUGCCAGUAAGAGAGAUGAUCAGUAUUCGGUGCAUGAUGCCAGCUACGUAAGCUUCCAAGAGGGUGGACGGCUGGCCCGCAUGGAGCCCAACACAGGUGGAGUGUCUCCUGGGGGCUCCACACCACCCACUGAAGGAGAGUUCCAUCCCCAUGCCCGCGACCACACACCACACCGCCGAACUCAUCACAAGAGGAGUCUCAGCUUUGCCAGGUUCCAUCCAGUGCAGCGGGCCAAGUACCUGGGGCACCGAGACCUCUCCAUCACUCAGUUUGCUCUGGCUGAUGAUGACAACGUGUCCCAGCCAGUGACAAAGGGUGGUGGUGGUGGCCUAACCCUUGCCUCUCAGUGGAAGUCUCAGUUUGAUGACUCAGAGGAGACAGACAAUGAGCUCAAGGCUGACAACCUGCAGAGUCCCGAACACAAGCAGAGAAUUACACUUGUGUCGCCAUCAUCACGGGGGCCUGACGAUACCACCAUCACACCUGUGCAGGAUGCUGGAAACACUGAGAAGUCCCGAAGGGCUGGGGCAGAGCUAUCCAGGAUUAGCGAGGAUGACCGCCACCGCUCAUCUGACCACCACACCCACACACAGGUGCCUGAUGUUACAAUAGUAGGUGGCAGUGUUGCUGGAAGCCACGGUGUGGAAGAGUUGCGUGCUUUGACCAAGGCAUCAGGGGGCAUUGAGGAGGUGGAUGACUGCCUGCCACCGGAGGGACAGGAAGGAGUGGUACAUGUCGAACUUGGUAAUCAGAUUGGCCUACCACGUGCCUGGUCCAAUCCUCAACUGUCCAGUCACAUUCGGCCAGGCCUGGAGCCCCCUCUGGUACACACCACCACUGUUACUGAUGCUGUCUAUGAAGUUGAUGUUGCUCGGGGCAUCUGUGUAAAGUCUUCUCGGGAAGGCUCUCCUCUCACACCAGAGCGGCGUCAGAGUAUGCCUGACAUUGGCAUAUGUGAAAAUGAAGAAGGAGAAACAGAUGCUGUCGUUGGUGGCAAAAUAGAAUUCCGUGUUCUUGACAAGGACAAGAAGUUGUCUCAUCCCACACGUCAGACAACCAUUGUCGCCAGCCAGAUCCGAGUAUCACGCCAGGAGCUGUCAGCGGUGGUGCCAGCUCCUCCUGCUUUCACUGCAGAUUCAGAAACUACUACACCUCCUCCACCUCCACCUCCACCACCUCUGCCCUCCAUGUUAGACCUGCCUGCUGGAACUACACAUAAAUCAACUUCCCUCCAGUCCAGCCCACUAACCCAUCCAGAGGAACGCUCUAUUUAUUACGAUGCCCCACCCCCCGAUGACUCCUCUCAUCAAGCCAGUCAUAGAGCCAAGAGCAGUUCUCCCAGGAAAGACCAAGAUGAAGAUGGGCACAAAAGUAUUGAAUCUUCUGAAGGUACAGUAAAAGAUAAGAGUGAUAUUCGUAGCAGUAAGAAGGAUGAAUCUAGGAGAAGACUUGGUGUUGUAGCCCUGCCGGUGGUUAUGGAAGACCACAAAGACCGAGAUGUUGAGUCCACACGGUAUGAGUCUGCAACCAAUGCUCCUGAUACCAGUCGAUAUGAAACAGCAGCUCAUGAUCAGACUGUUGUGCAAGAGAGUUCCCGUUAUGAGACUGUAAUGGGUGGGCCACUCCCAGAGUCCUCCCGAUAUGAGACGGUCAUGGGCACACGAGAGACUGAAGGAAGAACGAGGCAAGACACCAUCUGUGAAGAAGAGAAAUCACUUUUAUCAGAACGAAGAAAAUCACUAGAGUAUCUAUUAGAAGAGAAGCAAGAUGGAGAUGAUUCAAGAAAAAUAUCUGUUAUUAACCUGAAUGACUUAUCUGCUGCCUUUCAAGCCUCCACAAUGAUAAAUCGAUCCAGAACUGUGACACCGUCAGUCUCGCCACGGGGAACACCACCCCACAGUGAGAGUGGUGGGCGUCGCAGUCGGUCAUCCCGCCACCGCCGCUCCUGUGAGGAUCUCUUAGAGGAAGGAAGUGAGGAGUCUUCCAAAACCAACACACCACGUCCAACAGAUCUGUUAGCACGGUCUUCCAUGUCACCGGACCGACAGCGAAGCAAUGGUGUGAGGAAGUCCCCAGGUAGUCAGGAUGACUCCUCUCAGAAAAGUCGCAUUCCUGUGCCUAUGUGGGCUCGCUCUGCCAAGGAGGGUGAGCCAGAGGGAGGCCUUAUCACAUCAUCUGGGGGAAGAAGUCCACGCUAUUCUGAGUCUGAUCGUGCUGAAGCUGUUCGUAGAAUCUCAGUUGCCUUGGCAGAAAAGGUGGCUUCUCCAGGUAAUGAGGAAGACUCAGUCAGCACAAGAAGUGGUGUGUCAGAGCACCGGUCAGCCCGAGAGCGUGGAUCAGUAGCGUCAGCGGUCAAUGAUUAUCAACGAUCAGGCAGCAAUGAGGACCACAGUGAGGACCUGGCUGACCUGACCCCUGCCCUGCGUAGGAGACGUCAGGGUGUAGACAAAUAUGUAACAGAUGAAGCCCAGCUCAACCUUCGCUUCCAGCGCCGCCGCACCCGCCCCAUGUCAGAUGUCACUCCACCACCACCGACCAUACUGCAGUCUAGAAACCGUCAAAGCAACAGACAACGAGUGUCCAUGAUAGAAGCAGGAACAGGUGGUCGAUAUUUUGACACCGGGAGAGGUGUGCCCUCCUACCUCCUCAAGCCCCAGCAUGAAGACUCCAGUGAGUCCGAGAGUUCACAUCCACGAAAGCCACGUCCUCCUUCGUCAGAGCCUCCCUCAGCAGCCAGAGAUGUUGCUGCCAGAUCUCUUCCUCCAUCCCCUCGAAGAGCAAUGAUGAGAAUACGACGUUAUCGGCCUUUGAGUGCAGACAGCGGUGAAAACUUCAGAAGGCAGCACCCACAACGCACAGUCUCUCCAGACUGACAAGAACCUCGGCCCUAGUCUUCAUCGGCAGGAGGAGACAGACAGCUUCCGGAGCCACUCAUCUGCAAUGCCUCACCUACUACCCAGACACACCUCUUCUCUUCUCACACCCACAAACGCACAAAGUCUCUACCAAGCACAUGCAACAUUUGUACUCACAAGCUCAGCCAUAUGAGGUCAUUCGAUGAAGCAUAUUCAAGUUUCCCCCAGCCAGAGCCACAGCGGUUUGUGAGGGUAAAAGAGAUUAAGAAGCCAAGAAAGACAAGAAAAGUCUGUGGAUGUUGGCAAAUGUUUUUGAGAAGACAAAGGAGAACUUCGCCAUCCACAAUAAGCAAAAAUGAAGAACUGAGCCAGAGUAAUCUGAACAUCUUAAGACCACCAUGUGUGUAGUGGAAUAUAUAUAUAUAUAUAUAUAUAUAUAUAUAUAUAUAUAUAUAUAUAUAUAUAUAUAUAUAUAUAUAUAUAUAUAUAUAUAUAUAUAUAUAUAUAUAUAUAUAUAUAUAUAUGGUGCUCAUCACUUACCAUGACAUACCCAAGUACUAACUGAUUAGAAAGUGUUUUCUCAUGUAGUGAGAUAUGGGAAUGCAUACAUUGCCAAUUGUCUUCUUAUGAAGAUUCUGAUGCAAAUGUGUCUUCUUAUCUAGUGUGAGCUAUUGGAGUGGUGAAAUAGCUGGGUUGUGCAGGCAAAAUAAAAAAAAAUUAUAAGUUUGAACUGCUGUAGUGGCAUUGGCUCAGUGAGGGUGACAGGGAGCUGUCCUUCCUCUGCUGCCUGUUGUGAGACAUGGGUCCCUGAGGGUGGUGGGAGCCAUGUACCCUCACUUGACAGCUAGAAUCAGGUCAGUGCAAUUGGGUGCAGCCGGUUGUAUCAUCACCUGCACAUGGUUGUGAUAUUUGAUAAUGUACGUUCAGUGUACUUACACUUACUAGGUUAGGUAGUAACUGUGCCAUCCUCUGUUGCCAUUGAUUGACUUUUUAUAGGUCAUGCUGGCCACAAGCCCCCAGGUUAUUAGAGUUAUCUUUUAGCUGAGAAAACAGUAUAAAUGGAUAAUUUUAAUGUAAAUUGAAAUUCAAGACCUAAAAGGCACCUAUGGUCAAAUGUGAUGUAAUAUUCUUUAAUGUUUCUUCUGAUCUAGGUACCUUUAUUCACUUCAAAGGUUCUCAAUAACUAUUGUAAAUUUACUAAUACAAAUUAGCCUUUGAUAUUGUUCUUAAUGAACUAUUUUGGAGAAUAACUGCAAUAUUAUAGAGUGUCUGAAAGUAUGUAUCUCUUGCAUAUUGCCCAAAUACUCAGUAGUCCUUACACUUUGAAGCUUUGUCGUUUUCUCUAUGCUAAUUCAAGAAUGCUGUAAGUAUUCUUAAGGUGCACAUACAUUAUGCUAAUAAUGCAGUUUGAAUGUUCAUUUGGUAAGUGAGGUCUUGGGUUGUCCCUGUGCCAUCUCCUGUGUUGUGGGUUUGUUGUAUUAGUCUCCCUCUUUGGUUAAGAGGAAUUCAUUUUAUAAAAGCAGAACUGGAAGGUCAAAGGUGUACUUCUAUAGUAUUUAUCAAGACUCACAGGAAGGACUGUGCAUAUUGUGUUUUGACAGUGGACUGCCAUGGAAGAAUUUAUAACAUUAUUUUUAAGAAACAAGAAUUAAGGACUUGCUAUGUUGAAUGUUGAAAAUACUGGUGAUGAAACUAUAUUUAUAGUAUGGUCAGUAUUCUGUUGUUUUCACUACAUUACAGAAAGUCUUACUUCUGCAUUACUUGUGGGAAAGCUUGUCAGUCAAGAUAUUGUAUACAUUUAGUUCAUUAAUGAAGAAUGAGUUUCAGUAUCAAAAAUACUUGUAUGAAGUUGAAUGAUGGGUAUAUCGAAAUUAAUAUUCACUUACUAAUUACUAGGAAUUGUUAUGCCAUGUUUGUACUCUAGUCAUAAACAUUUGUUCUAGUCAUUUUACAGUACAAAGCUCAUGGCUUUGCAAAAAAAAAAAAAAAAAAGGAGAUAUUAUGAAGCUUCAUUUGUGGAUAUUUUAAUUUGAUCCAACAUUAAUUUAUUUACAUAUAUUUUUCAUACUCCUUCAGGAGUAUCACAUUGAGCAGAAUCAUCAAUGUGAUACUGAGAUAAGCAAGAGAAUGACUCUUUUCCCCUCAAACUCAAACUGUUUAUUUAACUGACUUGUUUUCCCUCAAACACAAACAGUUUACUUAACUGACUAUGAAGCUUCAGUUGUCCAUGUCCUGUCUCAAGUUUACCAAACUUACCAACUUUAUCUUUGCUGUGAUGUCUUAAUAAGAAAGCCCAAGUUUUGUAAGCAAAUGCAAAGCUGAGAUUACUCCAACCAGUGUGAAAAUGGCAAACUGUAGAGCUAUUGAUAUAGUCAAGGUGCUUCACCAUCAUUAGUUUGUUUGUGUGUAUACAUUUUCCCACAAGUGUGACUGUUGAAGGAAACACUGAGGCACUGUACAGUCACCAUGAGUCUGCAAGUGUCUUCAUGAGAGCAAAUCUAUGAAACAUGGUUAUAGAUAUUAGGUUAGGAUGAGUAAUUAUCAUGCCUUGAUAACUAAGCUAGAUUUAUAUAGAAAUUUACAUUAUACCUCCUCAAAUGUUACUCAAUUUCCACCUGAGGGAAGGAUAAUUUUACUUUUGCCUUAGGAUCAACCAUGUGUUUGCAGUCUUGAAAUCAAAAGCUGUUUGCAUCAAUGAGUUUUUGUUUUUUAUUUUCUGCCAAAAGUGUUCCAUAUCUAUAACAUGUAGCUUUAUUGGCAUGGUAGUCAUGCUCCCAAGUAUUAUAUUUCACUGCUCAUAUUGUAUUAAUUGCUUAAUACACUCAACAUUUUAAGGGCAGUGAUGAUCUCAAUUAAAUGGAUAUUGAAGUCUUCAUAUUGUCAUAUUAAGGAAAUUUAGGAUAAAAUCAAAUUAAAUUAGUGAUUAAUUAUUUACUUAUUUUAAGUUGAAUAUCAUGAAAGUUCCAGUUUGUCUUUUUCAGUCACAGCAUCACUGUUGGAAAUCAUAUGACUCACUUUAUCAUUGUGAAGUGCAAUAUGAAUUUCCCUGAUUCAGGGAAGAACUAGGUCAGGUUGGGCAGCCAGACAGUGAGCAAAGUAACAACUGAAGGCUCAAAGGGUAUGGAUGAAGAAAAAAAAAAUUAAUAUAAUCAUAAGUGAGGAUAGCUCCAUGACGUUCAUAACCUCGCAUUCAGGCAUAGAUAAAGUCACAUGGACUCCUAGGCAGCCUACCUGGUAUUAAUUAACUCUAUGAGUUUGUAUAAUAGCAUGUGGUGGACAGCCGGGUAAUUGCAAAGUUAAGAACGUCACAUUAAACUAGCGAAUGAUCAGUUUUAUACUGUCAGUGCUGUCGGUGAUACCGUCAAUUAUUGAACCUACCGAGAACUUUUCAUAUGUUCUUGAAGGCUGUAUGUGUUCCUUGAGUUGUAUUGGUGAGUGCAGGAGGGGGAGGCUGCUGCUGCCAGCCUCUUACCUGUGUUCCUUUUUUCCUUGUUUCUUUUUUGCUCAUAUAUCAGUGUCCAUGGCAAUCUUUUUUCAUUUAUUUCUUUUUUUUUUCUUUUUUUUUUUUUUUUUACUUAUUCAUGUGGUUACUGGUCAUCUGUCUAUAAUGUCCAGAUUGUAUAUUUUUGUUCUGUGUAUUUAGAUUGUUAUUUACAAUUAAAUUAUAGCAAUGCCUUCUAA
Scylla paramamosain (green mud crab) is the source of this 9256-nucleotide messenger RNA. RefSeq lists its product as uncharacterized. Gene Ontology annotation, biological process: peptidyl-serine phosphorylation; signal transduction. Lineage: Eukaryota; Metazoa; Arthropoda; Malacostraca; Decapoda; Portunidae. Bases 1133 to 5593 code for a protein of 1486 amino acids. The record is from RefSeq and is a predicted model, not a curated record. Gene Ontology annotation, molecular function: protein serine/threonine kinase activity; ATP binding. The transcript has 21 exons. Gene Ontology annotation, cellular component: cytoplasm; nucleus.